Miscanthus lutarioriparius is the source of this 711-nucleotide messenger RNA. Lineage: Eukaryota; Viridiplantae; Streptophyta; Magnoliopsida; Poales; Poaceae. The record is from the annotation of a GenBank genome assembly.
AUGUCGUCGUCCCUGCGGUUCCUGUGGCCCACCAAGAACGGCGGCGGCGGCAGCGGAGACGACGGCGGCGGCGGCGGGUACUUCGACGGCGUCGCGCUGGAGGUGACGGUCCUGUCGGCGGACUCGCUGCGCCUGCCGCCGUCCUACUCGCCGCUGCCGCGCCGGCUGCGGCCGUACGUGACCGUGUCGUCGUCGGACGCACCGGGCUCGGCCUGCAGCACGUCGGUGUCGGGCGGCGCACCCAGCGGCGGCGAGCACGCGUGGGGCGACACGCUCGUCGUCCCCGUGGGCGCGGGCUUCCUGGAGGGCCGCGCCAACGUCCACGUCGCCGUGCUGUCCGAGCCCGCCUGCCGGCUCGUCGGCGCCACGCCGCUGGGCUGGUGCGGCAUCCCCGCGGCCGACGUGCUCGACGGCCUCCGCCCGCCGCGCGCGCUCCGCCGGCUCAGCUACUCGCUGCGCUGCCCGCGCCGCGGCGGGGGCGCACCACCGGGCUCGCCCGCGUGGGGCCACGGCGUCGUGCACCUCGCCGUGCGCGUGCUCGGCCUCCGCGACGACGCGCCUGCGACAGCGCCGACGGCUGCUGCGCCGGCGCCGGUGCAGCAGGGCUGGUGCCGCGUGGCGAUGGGCAUCCCGGUGUCCGGCGCAUCGUCCGCGGCCGCGUCCGCCUUCGUCGGGAUGCCCUUGUCGUCGUGGGGCGCCACGUCACGGUGA